GCCCGAGGUAUCACAUCGCGACCAAACCCUAACCCUAAUUUAAACCCAAAUCUAACCGAACCCUUCUCCGUGCCGGAUCGAUCCAUUCGCUUCAAGAGAGAAGAAAAAUAGGAGAUGCCGAGCGCGGAAGAAGCAGAGCAGGAGCGCGCUGUCUUCGAGGACGAGGAGGACACCGACGACGACGACGACAGCGACGACAGCGAAGAUGAGGACGACGACGGUGGUGAUGGCCAGGCCUCCCAGGCGACUUUGCCGCCGCCUCCGCCGCUGCAGCCUCAGGCAUCACCUGCGGCUGGCCAUCCGAAUUUUGCCGCCUCCUCCCAUCACGCUGCAGACCCUAACUCUGACCCCAAAGCCAACCCCAACCUAACCCACGCCGCUACCGUGGCUUCCGCCACCACCAGCACCGCUACCGCCGCUCCUCAGAAUGGUGCGAUCUCGGUCCAAGUACUAUCCGUCUCUGCCGCCGCCUCUGCCCCCUCCUCCGACGCUGCCCUAUUCAUUCCCUCCUCUUCCUCCGUCCCUGUCCUGGUCUCCGCGGCCUCCGCUUCCGAGGAUAGAAGGUCCCUUGCCGUCGUCGCGUUCGAUGAUUCCCGCCGGCUCUUCCAGCGGCUUUGGACCGACGAAGAAGAGAUCAAGAUUCUGCAGGGAUUCUUCGAGUUCACAUCCAGGCGCGGCACCACCUUUGCCUCACACCAGUACGACACCGGCCCCUUCUACGAGGAGAUCAAGAAGCAGCUCCAAUUUGAGUUCACGAAGAACCAGCUCAUCGAGAAACUGCGCCGGCUGAAGAAGAAGUACCGGAAUUGCGUCAGUCGAAUGCGGUCCAUGGGGAAAGACUUCGCCUUUAAGAGCGCCCACGAGCGGGCCAUCUAUGACAUCGCUCGGAACAUCUGGAGCGCGAGCGUGAAGAGGGCCCAUGAGAGCGACGAUGAGGACUUGAAUACCCCCAACAACACCAUCCCCAACGAGGUCAUCACAGUUCCCAUCAACGAGGGUUCUCUGAGUUCUAAUAGAAGGAUCUCAAGAUCGAGAAGGCGCUUGAAUAGGAGACUCGCGGAAGAGGCAGCUGCAGCAGCACCAGUUGGAGGAGUCGGAACAGAGAAUUCCACUCCUAUGAUGCAAACGCCUUUAGCUUCAGCAUCUGGGAUGCCAAGCAUCAUCGAGGAGACUGUGAAGAGCUGCCUCUCACCUUUGUUUAAGGAGCUGAUAAAUUCUGCUAUUGGAGGGCCUCUUGGUCCAGGACCCAGUGGUGGGACAUCACCAUUCAGCCUGCUGCCCCUGAGCCUUGGGGAUAGUUCUUUGGGGGCCCCAGGGACACCUGUGGAUGACAAAUGGAGAAAGCAGCAGAUUCUGGAAAUGGAGGUUUACUUGAAACGGAUAGAUCUUGUAAGGGACCACAUCAAGGCGACCUUGGAGGAACUCAAGUCUUCAGGGAACUGAUUAGAGGUUCUGCCAGAAAGCUUGCAACUCUUAGUGCUGGAUCCUGUGCUUUGAUUUGUGAUUCUUGUUUCCUUGGACAGUGUUAGCUAUACUGGACUUCAAUGGACUAUGUUUUCGGCUUCUUAUAGUCCCUAAUUAGUCUUAGUUAACUUUGAUCAUUUCCAUCUUUUGAUCUUUGUUUUUUGAGAGGAAAAAUAGGAGAAAAGAAAGUGGGCAGCUUGAUAUGGAAACAACUCUGCUUUCAGGGGAAAUGGUGUCGGUUAAUGUAGAAGUUUAAAGUACAAGAUACAAUGAGUUCUUUUUUUAAGAACCGCACAAAUUCAGGUAACACAUCAAGUUUUUGAGUUGGAACAGUAAAUGUCUUCAUUAACAACCUUACAAAAUUGCAUGAAAUUCUUUUCAAGAGGGUCAAUAGGUAUCAAGUUGUGUUUGUGGAGUUCCAGAUGUUUGAUCUCUUGUAGAAAGUGCUCCAUUAUUGAAGUGAUGUCAGCAGCAGACAGCCAUAGAGAAUAUUGCCAGUAUGCAACUUUGAGUCAUAUGUUUGUUUUCCUUCAAAUUACAUGAUUGGCUAAUAGCAAAUUUUCAAUGGUCUCAGUUUGGUUUUUGAACUGAACAAUAUUGCGAUGAAAAGCAAAUGUUUUGGAAUUCUUUUGCUGUUUCGCUUGGAGAUAUGUAUAGCUUAGCUGAUCAGCAAUGCACAAAACAAGGGCACAAGUUUGUAAAUAUUGCAGCAGGUGUGAAGGAGCUGCUCUUUGGAAAUGUACUUUUGAAUUUUCUGUGGAG
Messenger RNA from Musa acuminata subsp. malaccensis (wild Malaysian banana), 2226 nucleotides. RefSeq names its product probable transcription factor At5g28040. Gene Ontology annotation, biological process: regulation of DNA-templated transcription. Gene Ontology annotation, cellular component: nucleus. The record is from RefSeq and is a predicted model, not a curated record. Lineage: Eukaryota; Viridiplantae; Streptophyta; Magnoliopsida; Zingiberales; Musaceae.